AUGCGUUCCGCCUUGCUGGGUGCUGCUCGUAUGCAGCGCGCCAUGCCCAUUGGCCGUUUCUACAGCCAGGCGGCGCAGCUUCGUGGCCUUGAUGCCUCCAAGCUGAGCAUCACCAAGACGCAGAGCCCCAAGACCCUGAGGAAACCCGAGGACCUCGUAUUUGGCAAGGAAUUCACAGACCACAUGCUCGCCAUUGAAUGGAACCUGGAGCAAGGAUGGUUGGAACCGAAGAUUGUCCCGUACCAGAACCUCUCCCUCGACCCCGCUAGUUGCGUCCUGCACUACGCCUUUGAGUGCUUCGAGGGCAUGAAGGCGUACAAGGACAAAAACGGCCGCGUCCGCCUCUUCCGCCCCGACCGCAACAUGGAGCGCUUCAACAAGUCCUCGGCCCGCAUCGCGCUGCCCACCUUUGACCCGGCGAGCCUGAUUGAGCUCAUCUCCAAGUUUGCGCAGCUCGAGUCGCGCUUCAUCCCGGACCAGCGCGGCUACUCUCUCUACCUGCGACCGACCAUGAUUGGCACCCAAAAGACGCUCGGCGUCGGCACCCCCGGUUCCGCCCUCCUCUUCGUUAUCGCCUCCCCCGUCGGCCCUUACUACCCCACCGGCUUCAAGGCCGUCGCCCUCGAGGCGACCGACUACGCCGUCCGCGCCUGGCCCGGCGGCGUCGGCGACAAGAAGCUCGGCGCCAACUACGCGCCCUGCAUCGUGCCCCAGCAGGAAGCCGCCAGCCGCGGCUUCCAGCAGAACCUGUGGCUCUUUGGCGAGGAGGAGUACGUCACCGAGGUCGGCACCAUGAACAUGUUUGUCGCCAUCACGGACAAGGCGACCGGUCAAAAGGAGCUCAUCACCGCGCCGCUCGAUGGCACCAUCCUCGAGGGCGUCACCCGCGACUCCAUCCUCGGCCUGGCCAGGGAGCACCUCGCGCCUGCCGGCUGGAAGAUUAGUGAGCGCAAGUACACCAUGCAGGAGCUGUACGAUGCGGACCAGGAGGGCCGCCUUCUCGAGGCUUUUGGCGCGGGCACGGCUGCUAUUGUCAGCCCGGUCCGCAAGAUUUCCUGGAAGGGCAAGAUGGUCAACUGCGGCCUCAAGGACACAGAGGAGUCUGGCGAAAUUGCCCUGCAGAUGAAGGACUGGAUUGAGAAGAUUCAGUACGGUGACUACGAGCACGAGUGGAGCUAUGUUACUCCUCAGUAA
This is a messenger RNA of Cordyceps militaris CM01, 1194 nucleotides long. RefSeq names its product branched-chain amino acid aminotransferase, cytosolic. Gene Ontology annotation, molecular function: branched-chain-amino-acid:2-oxoglutarate transaminase activity. Lineage: Eukaryota; Fungi; Ascomycota; Sordariomycetes; Hypocreales; Cordycipitaceae. The transcript has 2 exons. Gene Ontology annotation, cellular component: mitochondrion. Gene Ontology annotation, biological process: L-valine biosynthetic process; L-leucine biosynthetic process. The record is from RefSeq and is a predicted model, not a curated record. The coding region runs from base 1 to 1194 and encodes 397 amino acids.